Messenger RNA from Histoplasma capsulatum G186AR, 336 nucleotides. RefSeq lists its product as uncharacterized. The transcript has 3 exons. Bases 1 to 336 code for a protein of 111 amino acids. Lineage: Eukaryota; Fungi; Ascomycota; Eurotiomycetes; Onygenales; Ajellomycetaceae. The record is from RefSeq and is a predicted model, not a curated record.
AUGGUUGGCCUUCCCCCAGGAAUAAGGCUGGCAUCGGCCACAAAGAGUGCUGAUGAAACCCACUAUCCCCUUGACUGGGGACGAGGCAUAUUUAGGAUGCAUUUUCUGCCAGCGAUUUCACUUGACGAUGCUUUACUGGCCCGUAUUGUCAGGCUCCUUGCCAUCAAGUCUCAUGCGCACUGCGCACUGCGGACUGCGGACUGUGGACUGCGGACUGGGCUAUUGGCUGAGGCUGAGGCUGAGGCGUUGGUAUUCCCUGUCUACGUAGUGCGCAUGUCUACAUGGGUGGUUUCGCGUUAUGGAGUCCUACAAACCAACAUAUGCGAGCAUAAAUAA